Procambarus clarkii (red swamp crayfish) is the source of this 6051-nucleotide messenger RNA. RefSeq names its product myosin heavy chain, muscle. Gene Ontology annotation, molecular function: actin filament binding; microfilament motor activity; ATP binding. Gene Ontology annotation, cellular component: myosin filament; myosin II complex; cytoplasm. The record is from RefSeq and is a predicted model, not a curated record. Gene Ontology annotation, biological process: sarcomere organization; muscle contraction. NCBI's taxonomy places the organism in Eukaryota, Metazoa, Arthropoda, Malacostraca, Decapoda, Cambaridae.
CACCUUACCUGGUAUUGGUACUCUGAGAGCUUCCCUCAGAUGGCCUCCAGUGGGUGUGCGGGACAGGCGUGUGUGUGUGUGUAAUUCUCUCGAGAUCAUCGACCUGAUCACCCCCACCAAGCCGUAGUUGAGUAACGUGUGAGCAGCGAGCGACAGCAUGCCUGGCCACGUUAAGAAGAGCACGGGGCCCGAUCCCGACCCCACGGAAUUCCUGUUCAUCUCAGCGGAGCAGAAAAUGCUGGACCAGAGCAAGCCUUACGAUCCGAAAAAGUCUUGUUGGGUCCCGAAUGACAAGGAUGGCUUCAUCGAGGGUGAGAUUCAAGGCACCAAGGGUGACCUUAUCACAGUCUACGCCGCGGGUGAGACCAAGAACUGGAAGAAGGAUCUUGUUGGUCAAGUCAACCCUCCCAAGUACGAGAAAUGCGAGGACAUGUCCAACUUGACCUACUUGAACGAUGCCUCCGUCCUCUACAACUUGAAGACCCGUUACGUCGCUAAGCUCAUCUACACCUACUCCGGUCUCUUCUGUAUCGCCAUCAACCCCUACAAGCGCUACCCCAUCUACACCAACCGCGUGGUCAAGAUCUACCAGGGCAAGAGGCGUAACGAAGUGCCUCCCCAUCUCUUCGCUAUCGCUGACGGCGCCUACAUGAACAUGAUGCAGCUCGGUGAGAACCAGUCUAUGCUCAUCACCGGUGAGUCCGGUGCCGGCAAGACUGAGAACACCAAGAAGGUGCUCUCCUACUUCGCCAACGUCGGCGCCACCACCAAGAAGAAGGGGGAAGCUGAGAAACCCAAUCUCGAAGACCAGAUUGUCCAAACCAACCCUGUACUCGAGGCUUUUGGUAACGCCAAGACUGUUCGUAACGACAACUCUUCUCGAUUUGGCAAGUUCAUCCGCAUUCACUUCCAAGCCAAUGGCAAGCUGUCCGGUGCUGACAUCGAAGUCUACCUGCUGGAGAAGGCUCGCGUCAUCUCCCAGCAGUCACUCGAGCGCUCCUACCACAUCUUCUACGAGAUGAUGUCUGACCAAGUCAAGGAAAUCAAACCCAUGUGUUUCCUUAGCGAUGAUAUCUACGAUUAUCACUACGUGUCUCAAGGAAAGGUCACCGUGCCUUCUAUUGAUGACGGCGAGGACAUGCAGUUCUGUCACGACGCCUUCGAUAUUCUGGGCUUCACUAAGACGGAAGUUGAGAAUGUCUACAAGGCGACGGCCGCCGUCAUGCACAUGGGAGAGAUGAAGUUCAAGCAGAGGGGUCGCGAGGAGCAGGCUGAGGCCGACGGCACUGAGGUUGGAAACAAAGUUGCCAAGCUUCUUGGCGUUGAGGGUGAGGACCUGUACAGGAACAUUACCAAGCCCAAGAUCAAGGUCGGCGCCGAGUUCGUAGCCAAGGGCAUGAACGUGAACCAGUGUAACUACUCCAUUGGUGCCCUGGCCAAGGGUCUGUUCGAUCGAGUAUUCAAGUUUCUGGUAUCAAAGUGUAACCAGACGCUUGAGACCGGCCAGAAGCGUGCUUCCUUCAUCGGUGUCCUCGAUAUUGCUGGUUUCGAGAUCUUUGACUACAACGGCUUCGAGCAGAUCUGUAUCAACUUCUGUAACGAGAAGCUGCAGCAGUUCUUCAACCAUCACAUGUUUGUGCUGGAACAGGAGGAGUACAAGAAGGAAGGUAUCAACUGGGUCUUCGUCGACUUCGGUAUGGACUUACAGGCCUGCAUCGAGCUCUUCGAGAAGAAAAUGGGUGUCCUGUCCAUCCUGGAAGAGGAGUCUAUGUUCCCCAAGGCUACCGACAAAUCCUUCCAGGAGAAGUUGAACGCCAACCAUCUGGGCAAGUCUCCCGUGUUCAUCAAGCCCAAGCCACCCAAGCCCGGCGAGGCUGAGGGCCACUUCGCCAUUGUUCACUACGCCGGUACUGUCACUUACAACCUGAGUGGCUGGCUGGAGAAGAACAAGGAUCCCCUCAACGACACCGUCGUCGACCAGCUCAAGAAGUCUCAGAACGAACUUGUCGUCACCAUCUUCCUCGACCAUCCAGGCCAGUCUGGUACUGGAGACACUAAAGCUGGUGGUCGUGGCGCAAAAUCAGGCUCCUUCAAGACCGUAUCGUCAGGAUACAGGGACCAGCUCAACAACCUGAUGAGGACCCUCAACGCCACUCAUCCCCACUUCAUCCGGUGUAUCGUCCCCAACGAGACCAAGUCCCCGGGUGUGACUGACGCUGCUCUCAUCAUGCACCAACUGACCUGUAACGGUGUGCUUGAGGGCAUCCGUAUCUGUCGUAAGGGCUUCCCCAACAGGAUGAUCUAUUCUGACUUCAAGAACCGCUACAAGAUCUUAGCUUCCCAGGAGAUGUCUGCGAUCCCUGAUGACAAGAAGGCUGCCAAGGUUUGCUUCGACAAGGCCGGUCUAGACGAAGAGCUGUACCGCCUUGGCAACACUAAGGUGUUCUUCCGCGCUGGUGUCCUGGGUACCCUGGAGGAGAUCCGCGACGACCGUCUGGGCAAGAUGAUCGCCUGGGUACAGGCUUGGGUCCGAGGCUUUAUCAGCCGCAAUGCUUUCAUCAAACUCCAGGAGCAACGCAUUUCCCUCGUUGUCGUUCAGCGCAACCUCAGGAAGUUCCUGAAGAUGCGCACCUGGUCGUGGUUCAACCUCUGGCAGAAGGUCAAGCCUCUCCUCAAUGUCACCCGCAUUGAGGAUGAGAUUCGUGAGCUGGAAGAGAAGGCCGCCAAGGCUCUGGAGGACCUGGAGAACGAGACCAAGCUGCGUAAGGAGCUGGAGGCUGCAAAUCUUCUUCUCCUGGAGGAAAAGAAUAAUCUGUUGCUCUCCCUGGAAUCCAGUAAAGGCAAUAUGAGCGAAUUUUUGAAUAAGCAGGCAAAGCUGCAGUCCCAGAAGAGAGACCUUGAGUCUCAGCUUGAAGAAACCAGCGAGCGCUUGCAAAAGGAGCAAGAAGAUCGCAAUGCACUCUCACAAGACAAGAAGAGAGUGGAGCAAGACGUUCAGGCUCUCAAGAAGGAAAUAGAGCAACUGGAGUUGGCCAUCCAAAAAGUAGAACAGGAAAAGGCCGCUAAGGAUCAUUUAAUCAACAACCUUACCGAAGAGAUUUCCCAUCAGGAAGAACACAUCAACAAGGUCAACAAGGAGAAGAAACACCUGCAGGAAAUCAAUCAAAAGUCCGCUGAGGACAACCAGAGCAUCGAGGACAAGUGCAACCACCUCAACACUGUUAAGGGUAAACUCGAGCAGCACCUCGACGAACUCGAGGAUUCUCUUGAACACGAGAAGAGACAACGGGCUGAAGUUGAGAAAGUGAAACGAAAAGUUGAAAGCGAUCUUAAACUUACCCAGGAGGCUGUACACGACUUGGAACGCAGUCGUAAGGAUCUCGAGCAAGCCAUCGAUAGGAAAGAUAAGGAAUUCUCCUCAAUUGCCAAGAAACUAGAUGAUGAACAGCAACUUGUAGUGAAGCUCAAUAAACAGAUUAAGGAACUGCAGUUCCGCAUAGAAGAGCUGGAAGCCGGACUGGAGCACGAGCGUCAGGCCCGCGCGAAGGCCGAGAAGGCCAAGACCACACUCUCGCGGGAGCUGGGAGACCUCACCGACCGCCUGGACGAAGCGGGUGGAGCCACCGCCGCGCAGAUCGAACUCAACAAGAAGCGCGAGACUGAGCUCGCCAAGCUUCGCUGUGAGUUCGAAGAAAGGAACAUCCGUCACGACUCUGCCAUCCACCUUCUCCGUAAGAAGCACACAGACACCGUGGCUGAUAUGGCGGAGCAAAUCGAGCAUGUGAAUAAGAUCAAAUCAAGGUUGGAGAAGGAGAAAGAGCUGGCGAAACGUGACAUAGAUGACGCAAAGGCGGCCCUGGACAGACUGUCACAUGAAAAGGCUGAAGUUGAAAAGACGAACAAGCAGCUCCAUCACCAGAUGCACGAGGUUCAAAUUAAAUGUGACGAAGCUUUCCGCAUUAUCAGCGACAACGACGCUACCAAGAAGAAGCUCGCGGUUGAGAACGCUGACCUCUUGCGACAACUGGAAGAAGCAGAAGCUCAAAUCGGCUCCCUAAAUAAGCUCAGACUCUCCUUAUCCAACCAGGUGGAAGACUCCAAGAAGGUCGCAGAUGAGGAAUGUAGGCUGCGUGCCACAAUUCUUGGCAAGUACCGGAACCUGGAGCACGACAUUGAUGGUCUCCGGGAACAACUCGACGAAGAUAGUGAGAUCAAGGCUGAGCUGCAACGACUGCUGUCGAAGGCCAGUGCUGAGGCUCUCAUGUGGCGCUCCAAGUACGAGUCUGACGGUGUUGCUAAAGCCGAGGAGCUCGAGGCUGCUCGUAUGAAACUUGCUUGUCGACUUGAAGAAUCUGAAGCUCAAAUCGAACAGCUUAAUGUCAGAAACUUGAAUCUGGAAAAGACUAAACAACGCGCUUUAGGAGAGUUCGAAGAAAUGCAAAUUGCAGUUGAAAAGGCACAAACUUUAGCUGCUGUGGCAGAGAAGAGACAAAGGAACUUCGACAAAAUUAUCGGCGAAUGGAAGAUCAAGGUCGAUGACCUUGCAAUGGAACUUGAUGUUUCCCAGAAGGAGUAUCGUAGCUUAUCUACUGAAAACUACCGGCUAAACGCUGUAUGCGAAGAGAGAGCAGAGAGCUUCGAGGCACUUCGCCGAGAAAAUAAGAAUCUUUCUGACGAAGUAAGGCAUCUGUCCGAUCAGCUUUCCGACCGUGACAACACGCUCAGCGAGAACCAGAAGACUAUCAAGCAGUACGAGGUCGAGAAGGAGGAGCUUCAGGCCGCCCUCGAGGAGGCAGAGUCCGCCCUUGAGCAAGAAGAAAACAAGGUACUUCGGUCCCAGGUGGAACUUGGUCAAGUCAGGCAGGAGAUUGAUCGACGCCUUCAGGAAAAGGAGGACGAAUUCGAGGCUACACGAAAGGGCCACCAGCGCGCUAUCGAGUCCAUCCAAACAUCCCUUGAAACCGAAGCCAAAGCCAAGGCGGAAGCCCUACACAUGAAGAAGAAAAUCGAGGCUGACAUCGGUGAGCUUGAGGGUGCGUUAAACCAUUCCAACAAAGCCAACGCCGAGAUGCAGAAGAUCGUCAAGAAACUCCAGACGGAAACUAAGGAGCAACAGACCCGGCUGGAGGAGCAACAGCGCCUGGUCUCGGAGUACCGGGAGCAGCUCAGCACGUCCGAGCGCAAAGUCAACACUCUCCAGGGCGAGUUGGAAGAGUCUCGGACUCUCCUCGAGCACUCUGAUCGCAGCCGUCGCAACGCAGAGUCUGAUCUCUCCGAUGCUAAUGUAACCGUAACUAAACUUACUACCGAAAAUGGAAUACUUACUACGACCAAGAGGAAACUUGAGGCUGAAAUGCAAACCCUUAAUACCGACAUAGAUGAAAUGCUCAAAGAAGCCAGAAACUCUGAGGACAAAGCUAAGAAAGCCAUGAUCGACGCCGCCCGCCUGGCUGACGAACUCCGCAACGAACAGGACCACUCUCAGACCCAGGAGAAGAUGUGUAAGGGACUGGAAAUUACCGUGAAGGAGCUCCAGGUUCGACUCGAGGAGAGCGAGAGCAUCCUCCAGAAGACAGGCAAGGCUGCCUACACCAAGCUGGAAAGCCGCAUUCGUGAACUGGAGGGCCUGUUGGACAAAGAAGUGACCCUUCACUCCGAAGCCCAGAAGAACCUUAGGAAAUGUGAGAGGCGCAUUAAGGAGAUUUCCUACCAGUCCGACGAGGACAGGAAGAGCCAAGAGAAGAUGCAGGACAUCGUUGACAAACUGCAGCAGAAGGUCAAUGCCUACAAGCGCCAGAUCGAGGAGGCGGAAGAGAUUGCCGCUCUGAAUCUGGCCAAAUACCGCAAGGCUCAGCAGGAGCUGGAGGAGCUGGAAGAGAGAAGUGCUCUCAGCGCCAGGCACAUUGUCACUCAGCAUAUUGAGAGCUCUGUAUCGCAACUGGUACACUGAGACAUUCUUCCUGGCGGAUCUUUCAGCUUGUUUUACGACACCUUAAACGGUGGUUUAUGGAUUACUGUACCUUUGAAUGUUAAUAAACAUACAGAUGAAUA